CAUCCACUCCCACAUCCACACGCUGUUUCCCGCUGAGCUGUCAUUGGAAACGCCGCUCCACGCUGCGCCAGCUCUGCGCGUCCAGCUGCGCUCACAUCUGAUCCGGGACCAGAGCCUUUAAAAGCCGGUACAGAACUGACCGGAGACCACGAACCGAGAAUAAAAGAGAGAAACAUGGCUUCUGAAGAUAAAGAGAGCUCUGUACUGUCCGAUGACCAACUCCGAAUACUGGAGACAAAUUUCAGAACCAACAGACAUCCAGAGGGGCCGAGCCUGAUGCUGAUCGCUGCUGAGGUGGGAGUGUCAGAGGAGGACGUAGAGAAAUGGUUCAGGCUGCGCAUGGCAAAGUGGAGGAAAGAGCAGGGUCUACCACCAACAAUUGGAUCUGUGUUGGACUGAGAUUUUCUGACCUCCUUCUGAUGCACAAACUCUUCGUAGCUGACCUUCUUCCUCCUCAACUGGCUGACCAACCUUUUCUUUUCGCCUCACCAUAUGCCCAUCCCUCCUUUUUGUAUCUAUGAAGUUCCUUUGUCAUUGGAGAAUAUGAAGUCGUUGGUGUGCCAUUGUAACUGCCUUGUUUACAUAAAUAAACAUGAUGUUAUUGUAAGUGGAAGGAAUUUGCUUUUACAUUUGACAGGAUUAUUCAAUGGAGGGAGGAUGACGUGCAUGCUUUUGUUUUUUAGCUGGUCUCAGCAGUAAAAAGAUGUAAGAGGAUCACUGUUUUACAAUAGAUAUGAAACAUAUGUGGCUUAAUCUGGAAUGCUGCCAUGGAGACGGUGAGGGAAACAAUGGGUUAAACCAGUGCAGGUGAUGUAAUUUGUUCCCUUCAUUCCCUAAAGCUAGCACCUGUGUCUUAAUGUUGCACUCCUUCCUCAUAUUUGUUAUGCUUUGAUUCCUUUUUUAUUGCUAUUUUUUGUUUUUAUUUUUGUACAGCACUUUGGUCAGCUGCUUUGUUGUAUUUUAAGUGCUUUAGAAAUAAAGUAUGAAAAAGUCUGAAAACUGUAAAAAA
Gambusia affinis (western mosquitofish) is the source of this 1009-nucleotide messenger RNA. It is a transcript of the gene hopx, whose product is annotated as HOP homeobox. The transcript has 2 exons. Lineage: Eukaryota; Metazoa; Chordata; Actinopteri; Cyprinodontiformes; Poeciliidae. The record is from RefSeq and is a predicted model, not a curated record. Gene Ontology annotation, cellular component: nucleus. Bases 175 to 399 code for a protein of 74 amino acids. Gene Ontology annotation, biological process: cell differentiation; regulation of transcription by RNA polymerase II. Gene Ontology annotation, molecular function: DNA binding.